UCUCUCACUUGGAAACUGCAACUGCUGUUCUGCCAUUCUCUCUUGUUACUGCCUUUUUCUCACCAAAAACUAGAAAGGGAAGGGGACGACUCACAUUUUAAAAGAGGAAAAGCAAAAAAAAAAAAAGGAAAAGAAAAAGAAGUGAUUUUUGAGGUUGGGUUUGUGAUAAAUACUGGGAUUAGAUACCCUUCUUCACUUUCCUCUUCUCUCUUCCAUUUUGAAGGCAUGUAAAUUUUUCAAAGACUCAAUUCUUUUCUUACGUUAGGUUAGUUUAAUGGAUUGUUAAAAGGAAAACGGGUUUUGGUUGUGGAGGAUAUAAAGGAAGAAAAGGAAAUUUGUGGAGAAUAAUAUGGUGUUCCUGUCCUGUGAAAAGGAAAGGUUUUGUUUUGAGUUUUUAAUUUCUGGUUUUGUUUUUGGGGUUUCAGAGUUAUGGUUUUAUGAUGUGUAGGAUGUUAGAAAGCAACCAUUUGAAGAUGUCUUGGGUUCAUCAUCAACAUCACCAUCAUCUGCAAAUCAAGCAAAAAGAUGGUUACUUUCAAUAUCCACCCCCUCUUCUUCCAUCUCCUUUAACUGCUACAGCUUUUCAUAGAGAUUCAAACCCUUCACCACCAUCAUCCUCUGGUACUAGAAUCAGCCCUGCUGUUCUUUUCAUUAUAGUUAUCUUGGCUGUUCUGUUUUUCAUCUCUGGUCUCCUCCAUCUGCUUGUUAGAUUCCUUAUAAAGCAUCCAUCUUCAUCUACAUCUUCUCAAUCUAAUACUAGAUACCCUGAGAUGUCCACCUCUGAUGCUCUUCAAAGACAGCUCCAACAGCUGUUCCACCUCCAUGAUUCUGGUUUAGAUCAAGCUUUCAUUGAUGCUUUACCUGUUUUCCAUUACAAGGAAAUAGUUGGUCCCAAGGAGCCCUUUGACUGUGCUGUUUGUUUAUGCGAGUUUUCUGAGAAAGAUAAGCUGAGAUUGCUUCCUAUGUGUAGCCAUGCUUUUCAUAUAAACUGUAUUGACACUUGGCUGUUGUCCAACUCAACAUGCCCUCUCUGUAGAGGCACCCUUUUUGCGCCUGGGUUUUCAAUGGAGAACCCAGUCUUUGAUUUUGAUGACAUUAGGGAAGAUGAAGGGUGUGGUGGCAAUGAUGAAAAUGGGUACACCCCUUGUCAGAAAACAGUGGAAAUGGAGGAAAUUGUUGUUGACAAAGGGGUGUUGCCUGUUACGCUAGGAAAAUUCAGAAGGCUAAGUGGUGAACCAGACGAGGCUGGUGGUGAAACCAGUAGCAGCAACUUAGAUGCAAGGAGGUGUUUUUCAAUGGGUUCAUAUCAGUAUGUGCUUGGCAAUUCAGAUCUGAGGGUUACCCUCUCUAUUGGUCGACACAGCGGCCAACACCAAGGAAGUGGUAUUAAGUUAUCUAGAGGCUCAGAUCAGAAUGGGAAUUCGUCGGCCGAAAGAGAUUCCGAAGAGAAAAAGAUUAGUAGUAUGAGUAAAGGGGAAAGCUUUUCGGUUUCCAAGAUCUGGCUUUGGUCUAAGAAAGGCAAAUUCUCAAGCUCUUCAGAUGCUCAAAUUGGUAUGCCAUCAUCUCUUAACUCAGACCUCCCAUGGCUGAAGAAAUCACAAGAAGAAUGAAAGGUUAACGUUAUCCUACACAAUUGAUCAAAUCGAACUUUAUUGUGCUUUAUCUUGUCUCUCAUGUCACAUGUUUUUGUUCUGAAAUCUGAAACUUGAAAAAUUACUCACCAAUCACCAUGCCAUUUGCUUUGUUUGUAAAAAUUGAAUGGAAUGAGAGGAAUAGAAUUAAUGUUGGAAAAAAGGGUCAUUUGUACUACUGAAGUUCAUGUGUCGUAUCCUGUAAAAGA
Hibiscus syriacus is the source of this 1840-nucleotide messenger RNA. Its product is annotated as RING-H2 finger protein ATL46-like. NCBI's taxonomy places the organism in Eukaryota, Viridiplantae, Streptophyta, Magnoliopsida, Malvales, Malvaceae. The record is from RefSeq and is a predicted model, not a curated record. The transcript has 2 exons. The coding region runs from base 438 to 1610 and encodes 390 amino acids.